Molecule: messenger RNA, 4585 nt
Organism: Cajanus cajan (pigeon pea)
Lineage: Eukaryota; Viridiplantae; Streptophyta; Magnoliopsida; Fabales; Fabaceae
Source: RefSeq, a predicted model, not a curated record
UUUUUCAUUUCAUUUUUUUCUCUCUCUCUCUCUGUGUCUUCUUGACCCGUAGUUGUGCCUCGGUCGCUUUAAGACUCGGUUUUCCGCUGUCAGAAACUAAUUUUUCAUUUAAUUUUCUCCGACUCUCACUCCUCUCCAACACUCCACACAACAGUUUCCGCCAUUUUUUCUCGCUUCGCACGUGCGCAUUCUCUCUCACGCGGAAUGCGUGGGGAUUCAGUUACGGCGACACCGUUUCCUUGCUGAUUUCUUCUCCACUGGUUUUCCAGAGAAAGAGCCAAGGCUCAACCAAUCGCAGAGAUGGCGGUCGUCGAGAAGAUCAAGAUUGGCGUCUGCGUGAUGGAAAAGAAGGUGAAAUGUGACUCCGAGGUUUUCUCGGCGCCUAUGGGUCAGAUUUUUGACAGGUUGCAAGCGUUUGGUGAAUUCGAGGUCAUACAUUUUGGGGACAAGGUGAUCCUUGAAGAACCGAUAGAGAGCUGGCCAGUAUGUGAUUGUUUGAUUGCUUUCUAUUCCUCGGGAUAUCCCCUUGAAAAGGCUGAGGCAUAUGCUGCUUUAAGGAAACCUUUUCUAGUAAAUGAACUGGAGCCUCAGCACCUUCUUCAUGAUCGAAGAAAAGUAUACGAGCGUCUUGAAAUGUUUGGAAUCCCUGUUCCAAGAUAUGCCCUUGUAAUUAGGGAAGUCCCGUACCAACAAUUAGAUUACUUUAUUGAGGAAGAAGAUUUUGUUGAGGUUCGUGGCAUGCGGUUUUGGAAGCCAUUUGUGGAGAAGCCUGUUGAUGCUGAUAACCACAGUAUAAUGAUAUAUUAUCCCAGUUCAGCAGGUGGAGGUAUGAAGGAAUUAUUUAGAAAGGUUGGUAAUAGGUCCAGUGAGUUCCACCCAGAAGUGAGAAGAGUGAGGCGUGAAGGAUCCUAUAUUUAUGAGGAAUUUAUGCCAACUGGAGGGACAGAUGUUAAGGUGUAUACAGUAGGUCCUGAAUACGCUCAUGCUGAGGCAAGGAAGUCUCCUGUUGUUGAUGGUGUUGUUAUGAGAAAUCCUGACGGGAAGGAAGUUAGAUAUCCAGUGUUACUGAGUCCUGCUGAGAAGGAAAUGGCAAGAGAGGUUUGCAUUGCAUUCAGGCAAGCGGUUUGUGGAUUUGAUCUCUUGAGAAGUGAGGGACGUUCAUAUGUUUGUGAUGUGAAUGGGUGGAGCUUUGUUAAAAACUCAUACAAGUAUUAUGAUGAUUCUGCCUGUGUGCUGCGGAAGAUGUUGUUAGACGCAAAAGCACCUCAUCUUUCUUCAGCAAUUCCACCAACUUUACCAUGGAAAGUAAAUGAACUGGUCCAACCUUCUGAGGCACUAACUCGUCAGGGUAGUGGAAUUAAUGGCACAUUUGGACAAUCUGAGGAACUGCGUUGUGUAAUUGCUGUUAUUCGUCAUGGUGAUAGAACUCCAAAACAGAAGGUGAAGCUAAAGGUUACUGAGGAAAAGCUGCUGAACUUAAUGUUAAAAUACAAUGGUGGCCGACCCAGAUCUGAGACAAAACUUAAAACUGCUGUUCAGCUGCAAGAUCUGUUAGAUGCCACACGAAUGCUGGUGCCUCGCACUAGACCAGAUCUAGAAAGUGACAGUGAGGCUGAAGAUGUUGAGCAUAGUGAAAAGCUUCGUCAAGUUAAAGCAGUUCUUGAGGAGGGAGGACAUUUCUCUGGCAUAUAUAGGAAAGUUCAACUAAAGCCACUAAAGUGGGACAAAGUGACAAAAGGCAAUGGUGAAGUUGAAGAACGACCUGUUCAAGCUCUUAUGAUUCUUAAAUAUGGUGGUGUUCUUACACAUGCUGGCAGAAAGCAGGCUGAAGAACUGGGGAGAUAUUUCCGGAAUAAAAUGUAUCCAGGAGAAGGUACAGGGCUGCUUCGCCUCCAUAGCACAUACCGUCAUGAUCUCAAGAUUUACAGCUCUGAUGAGGGUCGUGUGCAGAUGUCUGCAGCUGCUUUUGCCAAAGGUCUUCUUGACCUAGAGGGGCAGCUAACUCCAAUCCUGGUUUCCCUUGUUAGCAAGGACUCUUCCAUGUUGGAUGGGCUUGAAAAUGCCAGUAUUGAAAUGGAUGAAGCCAAGGCUCGGUUGAAUGAAAUUAUUACCUCUAAUGCGAAAACAGUUGAUUGCAAUGGAUCACCUGAAUAUCCUGGGACAGUUGAUGGAGCUGGAUUGCCAUCCAAUGCAUCAGAAUUGCUUUCCAAUUUGUGUCAACAGGUAAAGUUGACUAAGAAGGUUACCGAACAAGUAAGACUACUUGCAAAGGAUGAAAAUGAGAAACUUACAGAAAGAAACUUGUAUGAUAUUAUUCCUCCUUAUGACCAAGCAAAAGCACUUGGUAAGACAAAUAUUGACGUUGACCGAAUAGCUGCUGGAUUACCUUGCGGUAGUGAAGGAUUUCUAUUAAUGUAUGCUCGAUGGAAAAAGCUUGAAACAGACUUGUAUAAUGAACGCAAGGAACACGCUGACAAUGCUUUUACUUGCACAGACGCUUUGAUAUCACCCAAAUUCCUGAUGUUUAUGAUUCGUGCAAAUAUGAUCUCUUGCACAACGCACAUCUUAAUCUUGAAGGACUUGAUGAGCUUUUCAAAGUUGCCCAGGUAUGUAGAAAUGCUUGCAGAUGGUGUAAUUCCAAAUGAAUAUGGGAUUAAUCCAAAGCAGAAGCUGAAGAUUGGCUCAAAGAUUGCUCGUCGGUUAUUGGGAAAACUUUUGAUUGAUCUGAGAAACACUCGAGAGGAAGCCAUUAGUGUUGCUGAGCUAAAGAAUAACCAAGCCCAGUCAUUAUCUGUAAAAAUUGAGAAGGAAGAUGCAGAAGCCAAGUCAAAAUUAUUCCAUAAGAACGAUGAAAUAGAUCAAGAUGAUGAUGAUGAUAAAGAGACCAAAUAUCGUUUAGAUCCAAAGUAUGCAAAUGUGAAGACACCUGAGCGUCAUGUGCGAACACGCCUAUACUUCACAUCAGAAUCACAUAUUCAUUCUCUGAUGAAUGUUCUUCGUUAUUGUAAUUUGGAUGAAUCCCUUCAAGGAGAAGAGAGUCUUAUUAGCCAUAAUGCUCUAGAGCGACUAUGUAAAACAAAGGAGCUUGACUAUAUGAGCCACAUUGUGCUUAGGAUGUUUGAGAACACGGAGGUGGCUUUAGAAGAUCCUAAAAGGUACCGCAUAGAGCUGACCUACAGCCGUGGUGCGGAUUUAUCCCCCCUGGAGAAGAAUACUUGUUUACAUCAGGAGCACACAUUGCCUAUCAGGGGUCCAGAGAGGCUGCAAGAAAUAGGAUCAUAUCUUACAUUAGAAACUAUGGAGAAGAUGAUUCGUCCAUUUGCUAUGCCUGCAGAAGACUUUCCUCCAGGAACACCUGCAUCAUUUUCUGGCUAUUUCUCAAAAAGCAUGCUUGAGCGUCUCGUUAACCUUUGGCCUUUCCAUAAACACCCCAGUUCUAAUGGAAGAUAAAAUUACCUUUAUUUAAAUUUCAUUUCAUUUGUUUUAGUUGUUCUACCCUUGCUCCCUCUCCCAUUAGAACAACUAUAAAUAAAUAAAAUUUAAAUACAAACUAAUUACGGUUAAUUCUUGAUUAUCCAGAGCGAGCUUUGGAGAAAAUUUUGGAACAUCUAGCAACCCAACAAUAAUGUUGCAAGUAGUAAAAAGUAGCCUUUAGUAAUUUAGUAAUAAGAUACACUUGCUUCCCAGUCUUUCAAUUAUUAUUAUUGAAGUAAAUAAUAUGUAUUAACAGUACAUCUUAUCGUUAUGUAUAGUAUAUUUGUUCUACCUUAAAUAUCAUAUUGUCAUAUUAAUGAUAAUUGGUUAAUCUAAAUUAAUACAUUACUAGUAUUUAAUAAUGUGAUUAUUUUAGAUUAAUUGAAGAACAUAGUCUGAUCGGCAAUGGUAUGUACUCCUGACUCCUGAGCCUACAAUUACAAAUUUACGAUCAAUACGUCAAUGCUAAUCGUGAAAUCAAACGGCGUGUGGAACUGUUUUGGAUCUAUGUAUCAAUUCAUGGGCCAGAAAGAACGAAAACUAGUGUAUAUAUUUCUCAUAAAUAAGACGAGCAUGUCAUAUCUUGUGAAAAUUUAAUUUUAGAACAGAAAAAAUCAUUCAAAAUGAUUUAUAAACUCCUAGAAGUUUAAUUUUGCCAAGUCUUUUUCAAAUCACUUCAAAAAAAUUUAAUUUGAAAGAGGGUUCAAUAUGUUCCGGAAUCAAUUUGUUAAAAGAGAAUUUAACACAUGUCAAUUAAGUUUUCAGAUGUGAUUAAUAAGCUAGAUCGAAAUAAAAUUCCGAAAGUAAUUUAUAAAACUUUCAAGAUUAAGCAAUUUAGAAAUGAAAAAAAUAAGCAGUGAUUUCUUUUAAAAAUAAAAAUAAAAUAAAUAAAAAAUUAAAAAAAGAAACUGGUACAAAAGUAUAAUCCUGUGGGCUAUGAAGUGCGAAGCAGUUGCAACUUGUAGGCCUAGUAUAUAAACGAAAUACCCUUAAUAUGAUGAUUCGGCCUAAGCAAUGGUGCAAAUUGUCUUUCCGUAGGUUGCCUUCUGAACUUAACAUGGAUCUUAUACAAAAGCUGCUUAGAACUUGUAUAAAACCAAAAGAAUUAAAA